AUGGAGUUCGACGACGAGAUGGGCUAUGCCGUCGCAGGACCAGGCUCCUCGCGCUCAAACAGCCGACCGCCCCGUCCACGCUGUCAAGCACCCCAGGAAUCCGUCAAGCAGUUCUGGGAACAAUUCAACACCAAGUACCCGGGCAAAGUAUACACGGUGCUGCCGGACAAUCCGUACGCACGGACUCGGGCCAAGCGUGUACCCAGCGGCCGUAUCCAAGGCCACGAGGCCGUCAAAUCCUACGAGCAGGCGCGCCAGGAAUGUCAAAAAUCCGUCGACCGUAUCGUCAAGGAAUGCGAGCGUGUGAAUCAGAAAUAUACCGACCCCCACUUCGAUAUCGAGCUGGAUCUAAAGUCUGGUCGGAGACACUAUCUCGAUGGGUUGGAUAAACCGAAUACGUAUUUUAGACCCCGGGGCGUGAAGAGAGUGACCGAAAUCUUUGAGAAUCCGCAAUUCUUCGUUAAUGGGCCUACCGCGUCAGAUGUGCGGCAGGGAUAUGAUGGGGAUUGCUGGCUCAUGGCUGCGCUUUGUACUAUGGGCAACAAGGAGGAGCUGAUCCGGAAAAUUUGUGUUGCUCGCAAUGAAGAUGUUGGGAUUUACGGAUUUGUUUUCCAUCGAGACGGCGAGUGGCAACAGUGCAUUGUAGAUGACAAGCUAUAUCUCCGCGCAGCUGACUACGAUGAAUCUGUGGAUGAGCGACCCCUCUGGGACGACAUAACUCGAACUGAUACGGAGGAAGAGUACCGGCGCGUCUGGCAGACGGGCUCGCGGGCCCUGUACUUCGCUCAGUGUGUCGACGACAACGAGAUCUGGCUACCUCUUUUGGAGAAAGCCUUUGCAAAGGCCCAUGGAGACUAUUCCGCGAUCGAGGGUGGUUUUGUUGGGGAGGCUCUCGAGGAUCUCACCGGAGGCGUCACGUCUGAGGUCUUAUCCAGCAAUAUCCUAAACAAGGACCGCUUUUGGACCGAUGAACUAAUGAAGGUCAACAAGGAAUUCCUGUUUGGUUGCGGGACGGGCAUGUUUUCAAACUGGUUAGAUCCUAAGUACCAGGGUCCACCUAGGGAUCGCAAGGGCAUCGCGGAGGGCCACUCCUAUUCCAUCAUGGAAGCCCGAGAGAUUGAUGGGCAUCGUCUGUUGCGACUCAGGAACCCAUGGGGCCGCAAAGAAUGGCAUGGUGCCUGGGGUGAUGGAUCCAAAGAAUGGACACCCGAGUGGAUGAAAGUUCUUGGCCACCAAUUUGGCAACGAUGGUUUCUUCUGGAUCUCUUAUAAAGACCUCCUCAGGAAAUACCAGCACUUCGACCGGACUCGCCUUUUUGGUCUUGAAUGGACCAUUACCCAGCAAUGGACUACCUUGAAUGUUCCCUGGUCUGCUGAUUACCACGGCACCAAAUUCAUGAUGGAUGUGACCAAGAGUGGUCCGGUAGUCAUUGUCCUAUCGCAACUUGAUACGCGUUAUUUCAAAGGACUAGCCGGCGAGUACAGCUUCGUGCUCAAGUUCCGCCUGCAAAAGAAAGGAGAAGAAGAUUAUCUCGUCCGCAGCCAUAGCAGCCACUUCAUGGGCCGAUCUGUCAACGCCGAGAUUAACCUUGACCCGGGUCAAUACCACGUCCUGAUGAAAAUCACAGCCUUCCGCCACGAAGGCGUAGACUCGACCGAUGAAAUUGUCCGCCAGGUUGCCUCGACCAGAAGAGAGAAAUUGGUGCAAGUAGGCCUUUCAUAUGACCUCGCGCAUGCGAAGGGAAUGGUGGGCGAGACAGAGGAAGAAAAGGCAGAGCAGGAGCGUUUUAAGGAACUCGAGCGGAGAAAGCUUCGCGACGAGAUCAAGAAAAAGAUGCAGAAGGCUUGGAUCUUCAACCAGAAGAUGAAUGCCCGACAAGAGCGCAUGGAAGCAAGGCGCGUGACCCGCACCCCCAGCGGCAGCUCCUACGAUCACAAUCCCGAACGUGAUUCUAUCCCCAGCCAAAUUCUGGCAGGAAAGUCAGUAGAAGAUUCUCCCGUUGAUGCUGCAAGCAUCUCAAGUGAAAUCGGUGACCGCCGUAUCAACGGCUCUGUCCCGAUCAUCCACGUCAACGGCGGCCAGGGCCUGCACGCAAGACAUGCAAGCAGUGGCUGGCGACGCGGGGCCGAGUCUCCACGUCCCAGUCUAGACACUCGCUUUGCUACAGAGACUCUGGACUCGAGUGACCUUGAGAUACUAGAAGGGUUCGAAUUCGACAGCGAUAUCGAUAUGCCUCCUGGCGAGGCGGAUGUGAAGAAUCACCCUCCGUCGAUGGACCAUGAUGGGCCUCCUGUUGACCCGUGGAAUGCUGUCUGUGUGGUUGGGUUGCGGGUUUACUCCAAGGAUCCGGAGUUGGUUUUGCAGGUUGUGCGUCCUGUGCCAGAGGAUUAUAUUGAAGCUCCUCUGGACCGAGACGACCCUGCGGCGUCGGCAACUACAUCUCAGCGAGACCCUUAUUUGUGA
This is a messenger RNA of Penicillium concentricum, 2463 nucleotides long. RefSeq lists its product as uncharacterized. Gene Ontology annotation, cellular component: cytoplasm. Gene Ontology annotation, biological process: proteolysis. Gene Ontology annotation, molecular function: calcium-dependent cysteine-type endopeptidase activity. NCBI's taxonomy places the organism in Eukaryota, Fungi, Ascomycota, Eurotiomycetes, Eurotiales, Aspergillaceae. Bases 1 to 2463 code for a protein of 820 amino acids. The transcript has 6 exons. The record is from RefSeq and is a predicted model, not a curated record.